GGAGGAGGAAGCGGCGGCGGCGGCGGCUCUGUUGAUCCGGCCGCGGCGCCGACCCGGCUCCCGGGCCCGUUCGAGCGCUGCCCUCCUCUGGCCCUCCAUGAGCCGAGGCGCCGCCGCCGCCGCCCCCCGCCCCGGCGUCUAUGGAAGUGAUGGACGGGCCCCUCAACCUGGCUCAUCAGCAGAGCAGGAAAGCAGACCGGUUGUUAGCUGCAGGGAAAUACGAAGAAGCCAUUUUGUGUCACCAACAGGCGGCUGCAUAUCUUUCUGAAGCCAUGAAGCUGACACAGUCUGAGCAGGCUCAGUUAUCACUGGAAUUACAAAGGGAUAGCCACAUGAAACAACUCUUGCUUAUUCAGGAGAGGUGGAAAAGAGCAAAGCGGGAGGAAAGGUGGAAAGCACAACAGACUGCUGAUGGAACCCCUCAUCUCCUGAUGUCGUGCAGGCCGCUGGCUGAGGACAGUUCUGAGGGCCCCAGCGUGCCCCGGUCUCAGCAGUUGAAUCUUGCCACAGUGCCGGGGGUCCUCGACAGGGACCCAGACACUCUUCUUUUUCUCCUCCAGAAGAGGAAAGACCCGACAGAACCGUGUGCUGGCAGCAAAGUCCCCAAAGAUGACAGAACGAUGAUAGAAGAGCAGGCGACUAAGAUCGCCGAUCUGAAGCGGCACGUCGAGUUUCUUGUGGCCGACAACGAAAGGCUGAGGAGAGAAAACAAGCAGCUGCGGGCUGAAAAGGCCAGGCUCCAGAAGGCUCCCCUUGACAAGGAAUUGGAUGUAGAUGCUGACUUUGUAGAAAAAUCUGAAUUAUGGAGCCUGCCUCCCCCUGUAGAGACUGCCUCAGCCUCUUCUCCCUGGCAGGAAUUUGCAGCCAACACGGGGAAAGCCAAGGACAUUCCCAUCCCCAACCUUCCUCCCUUGGACUUUCCAUCCCCAGAGCUCCAGCUUCUGGAGCUCCCUGAAGAUAUUCUGAAAGGACUUAUGAACAGUUAAAUGGAAGCUCACAAGGGGCUAAAAUGGUGGUGGUAAGGGCGAGGAAAUCAUACAGUGAAAACAGCAAAAAGGGAAAACCACAGAGCUAGGGAUGGUCCAGUCCAGGUGGAGGAGAAGAGGCCUGGCCAUGCUGUAGACCACGGUCACUGUGAAGCACCUCGCACAGCUGAGGAAUUGACCGGGGCUGAGGAAGCGGCAGGUGGCAGGCGCUGACCUCUCGAGGGUCUCUCUCCCGUUCAAACCAAAUGGCGACCCGAAAUAACUUUUUUCAAGCAGCAGUUAUUUUCCUUCUCUUAACUUCAGGGUUAUGCUAUAUGUAAUAAUUAAUCUAUAA
Messenger RNA from Phascolarctos cinereus (koala), 1320 nucleotides. It is a transcript of the gene NRBF2, whose product is annotated as nuclear receptor binding factor 2. The record is from RefSeq and is a predicted model, not a curated record. Gene Ontology annotation, biological process: autophagy. NCBI's taxonomy places the organism in Eukaryota, Metazoa, Chordata, Mammalia, Diprotodontia, Phascolarctidae.